AGGAUUAAAGGAACUGCAAACAAGCUGGGCUGAAACCUCUCUUUGUUCAAGCCCAGCCUCUUCUUCCUGUGAUGUCAUACUACAAAUAGUGAGCCUUUCAGAGAAAGCCCAUCUCAUUAUACAGCCUGCUACGGAGGGAAAAGCCUCAGUUAGCAAGAGCUAACAUGCUUAGGAAUUUAUUUCGGAACUUUUAAAAAAAACAAACAAAACAUGCUUACCAGCAUCUGGAAUCCACUGCAAGAAAAACUAAAAAAGGAAAACUACAUUUAAAAGGAGCAAGAAGAAAAGAGAACAAAUCGGGAAUGUUCAAAUAUCAUAAACUCUGCAUUGCAAAGCAAAAGAAAAUUGCUCGCUUUAGCUUAAACAUUCUGGAAUGUAAAAGUACUUUAAUUCGGAAAUACUUAACAUUUUGGAAUAUUCAUCGAAACUACCACUGAAAGUUUACUACAACAGCAGUUGUAUAAUUGCCUCAGAACACAGCUUUUCUGUAAAUUUAAAAUCCAAUGGGUUGGCUUAACUGGCAUUUUUAAAAGACUGUCAAUUUACUAAACCCUGGAAUCACAAAUUUUCUGAAAAUCAGAAAAUGAGGAUAUUUUCCUGCUGAAGAGCCAAGUGGAAACUACAACAACAAAUUUCAUGUUUCUUUUGGAGACUUCAGAGAAAAAGGAAAUACUUAUAAAGCCGUCCAAAGAUCCAAAGAAUUUGCAAUUACACUGGAGGUUAUAAAGUGCUCAAGAUCUGAAUACCAAAUACGACUGCAGCUGAACCUAAGGACUUCCACACUGUAAAUUGGACGUGCCUUUAUAAUGGUAAGCAAUAACAGCUCCAACUGCUUUGAUGACUCCUUUAAAUACACUCUGUAUGGGUGCAUGUUUAGUAUGGUUUUCGUGCUUGGAUUAAUAUCCAACUGUGUUGCCAUAUACAUUUUCAUCUGUACGCUCAAAGUGCGAAAUGAAACUACAACAUACAUGAUUAACCUGGCAAUGUCAGACUUGCUCUUUGUUUUUACUUUACCCUUCAGGAUUUUCUACUUUGCAACCCGGAAUUGGCCGUUUGGAGACUUACUCUGUAAAAUCUCAGUGAUGUUAUUUUACACCAACAUGUAUGGAAGUAUUCUGUUCUUAACCUGCAUUAGUGUAGACAGAUUUCUGGCAAUCGUCUACCCAUUUAAAUCAAAGACUCUAAGAACCAAACGAAAUGCAAAAAUUGUCUGCAUUGCUGUGUGGUUAACUGUGGUCGGAGGAAGUGCACCAGCCGUUUUUUUCCAAUCUACCCACUCUCGGGGUAACAAUACCUCCAAAGCCUGUUUUGAAAAUUUUCCUGAAGACACAUGGAAAACAUAUCUUUCAAGGAUUGUAAUCUUCAUUGAAAUUGUGGGAUUUUUUAUUCCUCUAAUCUUAAACGUAACUUGUUCUAGUAUGGUACUCAGAACUUUAAGUAAACCUGUUACUUUAAGUAGAAGCAAAAUAAACAAAACUAAAGUUUUAAGGAUGAUUUUUGUACACUUAGUCAUAUUCUGUUUUUGUUUUGUGCCUUACAAUAUCAACCUUAUUUUAUAUUCUCUUAUGAGAACACAGACAUUUGUUAAUUGCUCAGCAGCAAAAGCAGUAAGAACCAUGUACCCAAUCACUCUCUGCAUUGCUGUUUUAAAUUGUUGCUUUGACCCUAUAGUUUAUUAUUUCACCUCAGAUGCUAUUCAGAAUUCAAUAAAAAUGAAAAGCUGGUCUUCUAGGAAAAGCGACUCCAGGUUCUCUGAAGUUCAAGGGUCAGAGAACUUUAUUCAACAUAGCCUACAGACAUUAAAAAACAAGAUAUUUGACAAUGAAUCUACAAUAUAAGCUUCCUAAAAUAAAGCCACUGGAACAGAAACUCGAAGUUCCUUCAACUGUGAAAAAGUGUCUGCUCUGACAAUUCUCCUCUGAAAGGAAAUAAAUGUGGACAUUUAAGUUUCUGGUAUAAAAACUUUUAUCCAAUGUGUUAAACAUUAAAAUGUAUUCUAUUCUUAUAUACACUCCAUUUUAUUUUUAUGAAAUAUUUUGAUUUGUAACUUUCUCUUCAUUAAAAAGAAAAAAAAACUUCUGAAAAGUUCCAAGUGACUGAUUUAAAUCAUGUGACCAUCUCUACUGUCUUUGAAUUUCUUAGUAAUUUUAUACAAAUACUGAAAGUUUCAUUUAAGCAUUUAAUAUCUGCAUUAAACGAACAUAAUUUCAACUUAAAUUGAAACUACAAGCCACAUUUGUUAAAUAAUAAUUAUUUGAAAUAAUAGACAUUUUAGAGUAAUUAAAAAUAAGUCUUUGCAGAGUAAUAACAUACUAAAACUGAAAAUCUGAAGCAGGUAAAAUUAAUACUUAGGAUUUUGUUUUUGUAGGCAAGUCAUAAAAAAGUAUAAGCUAUCUAACUAUGUGGUAAAAUCUGCUUUUAAAAUUACUAUUUUAAUCCAUUUUCUGGAUUUAACAGUACUCAAUUUCAACACUGAGUAUGCCACAAUUGAAAGGGAGAUUACUAACAAAAAAGGUUAUUUUGUUAAAUAAAUUUUAGAAAUACGACUAGGGGUAUAUUUAUAUCACAAUAAAUUAUAAAGUGACUGAUAUGUAUAUACUUUUCCAUCUUGGUUGAAGACAAAUACUGAAUCAUUGAAAAAAACUAAGCAAAUUUUUUUUUUGUAUGUCAACAUAAAUUACUGAAGUACUGGCAUAGUUCUUACUUAAAAAGCAACAAAACUAGUAGGGGAGAUAACUAAGUACAACUAUAUUUUCAUAUCACUAAACAUUCAGAAAUAGUAGUAUCAUGUUAAGCUAUAAAAUACCAAGUACAAUAAAACUUUCCAUUUCCAAUAUAUCUUCAUCUUAAAAAUAAGAAGUUCUCCAAGGUUAACUAAGAAAAAAAAAAAACAUUACUUUUUGUUUGAAGAAAAGCAUAUGUAACUAAAUUCAGUAUUCAACCUGAGUUUUACAUUUUACUUUUACAAGUCCUGAAUUGAAUUCUGGAAAAAUAUUGCUUUUUUUCUUUUUGGACAAAUAUUCUUUACGAUUUAAAGUAAGUUCCUGCUCUGGGUUUACACUGCAAUAAUUUCAGGCAAAUCAGAAUCAUUUUCUAGAUAAGUAAACUAAAUUUUCAAUAAAAUAACAAUGGAAGAGCCACACUCCCUUUAGAUAAACUUGACACAAAAUAAAACCUUUUAAAAAAAUGAGUAGUGAAGAAACUAAGCAUAGUCCUGAAUGUUCCAAGAAAAUUGACCAUGUUUUUAAAUGUGAAGUACCUUGAUUUGAUACCAAUCUUCAGAGAACAAGUCCAUUUAGCCCUUUAACAAACAUUUUUGAGUUGAAAAGUAAUAACUUAGUAACUUAAUGCUGACAGCAGCAUUCUUAGAACUUUUCCUUGGUUUAGAGAGCUGUCAACAAAAAGCAAAAAACAGAAAACACUUAAAAAUAGGAGUAAAAUAUCAGUUAUUAUUACUUUGCUCCCUGGGGAAGUUUUUAUUGCCGUCUGUCAACAGCAACAGGGAUCAAAAGUUUUGCUAAGAUUCUUUACAAACUAAUAUAUGACAGGUAUUAAUUUUCUCUUCUAGAACUUCAAAUCCUGUCAUAUCUUUCUUACAAUAACAGAGUACUAAAGUUAUUUUCCUUUAUUAGUGCCGCACUUUAUGGUAAAUUAUAUGUGCUGAGACUUUUCUCUUUACUCAAGAAAACUGACUUUAAUAGAAUUAUAAGCAUUUUAUGUUUUUGUUACUUAAUGUGAUAGUUCUAAGUUCUUUCUCCCCGAAACUGUGCCCACUGCUAUUUAACAUCUUUAUAAAAGAGUAGAUAUGGGCAGGAGCAGAUAGCAUAAUGGUUAUGCAAAGAGAUUCUCAUGUAUGAGGCUCCGAAGUCCCAGGUCCAACCCCCCCAACCCCCUACAGCACCAUCAGCCAGAGCUGAGACAAAUGGGGGGGGGGGGGUGCAGCAGCACAGGCAGUAGUAGCACAGGGGGUUAAGUGCACAUUGCAAGAAGCACAAGGACCAGUGCAUAGAUCCCGGCUCCAGCCCCCAGCUCCAUACCUGCAGGGGGUCGCCUCACAAGCAAUGAAGCAGGUCUGCAGGUGUCUAUCUUUCCCUCCCCCUCUGUCUUCCCCUCCUCUCUCGAUUUCUCUCUGUCCUAUCCAACAACAGUAAUAACAAUAACAAGGGCAACAAAAAAAAAUGGGGGAAAAUGGCCUCCAGGAGCAGUGGAUUCAUAGUGCAGGCACCCUGCCCCAAUGAUAACCCCGGAGGCAAAGAAAAAAAAAAAAGUAGAUGAUUUAAGUAAUCUUCCUUUUCACUAACUUCCUUCAAAGAA
This is a messenger RNA of Erinaceus europaeus (western European hedgehog), 4314 nucleotides long. It is a transcript of the gene LPAR6, whose product is annotated as lysophosphatidic acid receptor 6. Gene Ontology annotation, molecular function: lysophosphatidic acid receptor activity. The record is from RefSeq and is a predicted model, not a curated record. NCBI's taxonomy places the organism in Eukaryota, Metazoa, Chordata, Mammalia, Eulipotyphla, Erinaceidae. Gene Ontology annotation, cellular component: membrane. Gene Ontology annotation, biological process: phospholipase C-activating G protein-coupled receptor signaling pathway; positive regulation of Rho protein signal transduction. The transcript has a single exon. The coding region runs from base 807 to 1838 and encodes 343 amino acids.